GCCACCCAGCUGUUCUACGGAACCUCCGUGGACAGCGCAGACAUUGUAAAUGACACCAAAGUGUAUGUGCAACAGAGCGACGGUCGCGACCAAAGCCCUGAGCGUGACCAUCUGCCGUAUGAGAAUGGGGUGGAGUUGGAGAGCGCUGAUGAGGACGGGCCCGUAGUUGUGCGUCGAAGUGCUGGUUUCCGCGGGUCGUCAUUGUCCCCCUCCGCCGCCUCCAGUGCCCCCCCUCAGACGCUGCCCAGCAACAGUGAAGGGCCUCAAGUGAAGUCCUCUUCGGCGGGUCCCGAUGGGUACGAUGCGUUUGAGAACACCAACAACAAGAAGAAACGCAAAAUUCCUACACCAGGCAACCUCAGCAGUCACCACUCUACCCUCUCUCCAGAGUUCUCCAGCAUGGGCCUUGCGACGUCUUUUCAGUCCCCUUCCACUGCUGGCGAAGGCAGCCAUGUGAGUACCUUCUAUGGCACGGGCAGCCCCGCGUCUCCGAUCUCCAGCGGCAUGUCCGGCGCGGGACGAGGUCGCCUUGGCCGCCAUCCGCAGCGUGGUAGCACGGGGAGGAACUCCUUGUCGCUUCAUUCUCCCAUCAGUUGGCCUCGCACCCCUACGCGGCGCGAUGGCCUGUUGUCGUCCCCGGGAGGAGCAGGUGACUCGGUUCCGAAACCAGACCAGGGUAUAAUUUCCGCCGCUAUCGCAAAUGCCGCUGCUUCAGCAUUCUCCUCACCCCCUCCUGGACCCGGCCAUGUCAGCAUGCUCGAACGACAAACGCCUACGCCGACCAAGACCCAGUUCACAUUCACAUGCGAGUCGGAUUCAUCGAAGGGAAUGGCCCUGCAGGCACAGAACGCGUACCCUGUUCCUCACCGUUCACCCAGUGCUCUCACUGCGGCUGUCCAGAGCCAGCGGGGAUACUCACAAGGCACCCAGACAAUCCCAAACGCUUCCUCACAAGUCAACUCUUCAGGGCCAUCUCAACAGUCACAGCACUCGCAACAGCCGCAACUACAAAUUGCGGGAACUGAGCCUGCGCCCACGGGUAGGAAGAAGAAGCGGUCUCCGGGUAGCAUCUAUGCUCUGGCCGCGCGUCAACGCAAAAUCCAGCAGCAGUAUGCCAACCUUCACCACCCGCCCAGCCUCGAGGACAUCUGGAUCUGCGAGUUCUGCGAGUACGAGAGCAUCUUUGGGCACCCGCCCGAGGCUCUCAUUCGCCAGUACGAGAUCAAGGAUCGCAAGGAGCGGAAACGAUUGGCGGAGAAGAAGCGAUUGCUCGAGAAGGCCAAGAUGAAGGGUCGUAAGGGCAAGAAAGCGACCAAGAACGCCAGCAAGCACGCAGCGGCUCAGCACGCAGCCUAUGACCAGGGAUACGGCCGGGCGUCCGUGGAUCAUUCUUCAAGCGGAGGACCAGGGGUGCAUGAUGACGAGUAUUUAGGCAAUGAGUACGAGGACGAGGGAAUUCCAACCCCACCUCCAGCGCCUCCAACUUCCGUCAAAACUGCACCGCCGCCAGGGCAUCCGCCUAAAUUAGCUGCUGCAACAGGGUCGGGCGCUAAGAGUGCAACGGACGGCGGCACAAGGCCGCCCUGA
Messenger RNA from Aspergillus niger, 1587 nucleotides. RefSeq lists its product as uncharacterized. Lineage: Eukaryota; Fungi; Ascomycota; Eurotiomycetes; Eurotiales; Aspergillaceae. The annotation marks the transcript as partial. The transcript has 2 exons. The record is from RefSeq and is a predicted model, not a curated record.